This is a messenger RNA of Vigna angularis (adzuki bean), 1011 nucleotides long. RefSeq names its product protein MIZU-KUSSEI 1. The coding region runs from base 115 to 846 and encodes 243 amino acids. The record is from RefSeq and is a predicted model, not a curated record. Gene Ontology annotation, biological process: hydrotropism. The transcript has a single exon. Lineage: Eukaryota; Viridiplantae; Streptophyta; Magnoliopsida; Fabales; Fabaceae.
GCAAAAGCAGAAGAAAAGAGAACGUGGGGUUUCCAAAACUUGAAACAAAGAAAAGCUUCCUCUGUCUCUCAUGGCAUUGGUCUUCUCUUCCUGUAGGUUUGUGAAAGCCAACCAAUGGGGGAGAAAAGAUCUUCAGCAGCAGAACCAGCAAAACCACCUCCGCCGCCACCACCACCAAUGUCCCUCUCCCUCGUCCGACCCUCCCAGAAAAAGCGCCUCAAACCCAAAGUCAUCCGCGUCUUCCGCUCCGUCUUCCGCUCCCUACCAAUCAUAACUCCCUCCUGCAAGUUCCCCUCCCUCCCCCCCGACAACAACAACUACCUCCACAAAACCAUCAACAAUGGCGUCAAAGUCACCGGCACCCUCUUCGGCCGCCGCAAGGGCCGCGUCAGCCUCGCCGUCCAAGAAAACCCCCGCUGCCUCCCGUCCCUCGUCGUCGAGCUCUCCAUACACACCAACACCUUGCAGAAGGACUUGGCCAACGGCAUGGUGAGGGUGGCGCUGGAGUGCGAGAAGCGUUCGGAGAAGGACAAGACAAGGAUCUCGGAGGAACCCUUGUGGACAAUGUACUGCAACGGGAAGAAGCAUGGGUACGGCGUGCGGAGGGAGGCCACGGAGGAGGACCUGUACGUGAUGGAGCUUCUGAAGGCCGUGUCGAUGGGCGCCGGCGUUCUUCCGUUGAGAUCGGAGGUUGAGGAGGGCGGCGACGGAGGAGACUUGGCGUACAUGCGAGCACCCUUCGAGCACGUAGUGGGAUCCAAAGAUUCCGAGACUCUCUAUAUGAUGAGCCCGGACUUGCAGGGGAAUAGUGGACCCGAUCUUACUAUAUUUUUUGUCAGGGUUUAAUUCACAAUGAGAUUAAUGAUGUACAGUAAGUGUUCUUGUUUGUGAGUUUGAUCAGAGGGUUCAUUUGUAUUUCUGGAUGAAUUAGGAUUCAUCCCAUCCAGGAUUAGUCUACGUAGUAAUUGAGGUUCUUCUGUCUACGAUCAUGCCUUCUCUCUUGUUAUAUCU